Mytilus trossulus (common blue mussel) is the source of this 2348-nucleotide messenger RNA. RefSeq lists its product as uncharacterized. The transcript is spliced from 2 exons. NCBI's taxonomy places the organism in Eukaryota, Metazoa, Mollusca, Bivalvia, Mytilida, Mytilidae. The coding region runs from base 31 to 798 and encodes 255 amino acids. The record is from RefSeq and is a predicted model, not a curated record.
CAUAUAGAGAAUACAAAAAAAAUAAAAAACAUGGCAAUCAACGAAAGAUUAGUAGCAGAAAUUAAGGGGAACGGCCUACCUCCAGUUGCUCCACGUGUGAGGACCUACGUGGACAACCAGAUGAACAGGCGUCUCCGACGAGUUGGUAUGCCAUACGGCUAUGUGGCUCCACGACUAGAGGCACCACGAUGCUCCCGUCGUCUUUUAGGGUUGGAGCCAGAACCAGUCCCUGUCCCAGUUGCCUCUCCUGAGCUGCCAAGAAAUGAUCAACCUGAACAUUUCGAUGCAGUUGUACCUCGGGCACGAUUAUUCUCUGUCAUGGUUCCUGAAGCAGCUAUUCAAAUUGCUGAUGACGAGGAUGAUAUGGUCGAGGAGGAGCUCUCGGUUCUGGAGUCAACUCUGGAGGAGGAAGAGGUCAUCGAGCUGUCUGUGCUGUGUGGUAUAGACACAACGGUGGAGGACCCAGCCGACUGGUUCCUUGAGGAGACUGUGUCUUGCCUGCCAACAGAGGAGGAGACUGUUGUGUUCGAGGAGGUAGUGGACGAGGAUGCAACAACCAACCAUGCUGAAGAGACUCCAGUCACUCCAGUCACACCGUAUGUUGUUAUAGGUAAUGAUGUAGGUGUUCCUUUGGACGGGGAGGUGAUCCCUGCUCCAGUGGUUGAGGUUGCUCCUGUCCCUGAGGCAGCUGGGAGGUUUGCUGGGUGGAGACAGGUGGCUAGUAGAGUGCUAGGCUGCCUUGUUCCUUCAUACCAAACUGUCUUGAAGCUGUCUAGUUUUUUGGUUAAUUUUUGGUAAAAACAUUUACAUUUUGUAUGUUUUCUUUAAAAAAAAAUUGGAAAAAUAUAAAUUUUUGCUUUAGUUUAAAAAAAAGUUUGAAAAUAUAAAUUUUUGUUUUAGUUUAAAAAAAAAAAUGUUUGGAAAAGUUAAUUUUUGAAACUAGAUUUUUGUUAUGAUUUUUGUAUGGUCAUUCAGUUUAUUUUUGAAAGAUUUUCAUUCUUUGCUAUUUAAUAAGUAACACAAUUUCUUCAAAACUUCAAAAUGAGUGUUUUAAUAAUUUUGGCUAUUUAAUCAUUAAAGUUUUAUGAAAAUAAUUUGUUUUUUAUUUAAAUGAAAGUUUUUAAUGUUUAAUUUACUUAACUUGGAAAUUCAAAAAGAGUGUGUGUCUGUCUUUUUGUAACCACUGUUCUUUUUAUCCAACACAUGUUAAGCUUACAGGCUGCACAACUGUCAAAAUGGAUCACCAUAAUUAUCAGUCGGGUCAAGGUCAAUCAGUAUAGAUAUUCAAUCAUUUUCUUUAAAGUUUGGUCAUAUGUUAGAGGUUAAAGGUUCAGGUCAACAUUGGCAAGAAUAGAAUGGUCAUUACUCCUUUAAAGGGUAGAGGUCUACUAGAUUAAAGAUCAAACUAUUUGUAAGAAUGGUUAUUUGCAUGGUCAAAGAUAUGCACUGCAGGUCAAGGUCAAUGUUUACUUCUACAGAAUGAUUAUAUCUGUUAGCAGGAUCACAGAUAUGAUUAAUUGCUUAAAAGCAACAAGCACAUGUAAGAAGUAUAUUCCUGCUAAACAGCUUUAAAUAUAUGUGUACCUAUUUUCACAAAAUUUAUCCCAUCCCCAAGGGUUGACUGGGGUAUAGAAAUAUGGUCAUCCCUUGGUCUUCUUCUGACCGGCAGUAAAACGCUUGCCAAAAUUUAGCCACCGUUUAGUUAAUACAUAGCCACAUCCUGUUAAAAUUUGAAUUUAAAAGUUGCAUCUAAUACCAGAGUUACUUUUAACCUGAAGUGUGACAGACGAACAUACGAACAGACCGACAAACAGACGACUGGGUAAGACCAGAAAUCAUAAGGUCCAUGUAUGGGGCAUAAAAAUCCAGCAUAACAGUGCAACAUUCCAUUUCGCUUUUGAAAUUUUUAUGAAAAAUACAAAAUAUUUCCUUUGACUCAGUUAAAAUAUUUAAAUUGUCACCACCCUUUAGAAAGAAAAUGAACAUUAAAGUCCCCUACAUAAAUUUCAUAGUUUAAAUAAAGGGAAUUUUUUUUUUCAGCAAUUUUUACUUCUGGAUGAAAGGAUAAAAUUACCACUUCUGGUGAGCAUUUAUAAAAAGUAACAGAUCAGAAGUAAAACAAAAAAUGAAAAUAUCACUUAUUUCCUAUUAAACAUCCUAAAAAUUUCGCAUUUGUUCAUUUUAACCUUGACCACUCUUUUAAUAUUUAAUAAAAUAUUAAAUAAGGUUUCUGUAUCUUAAUUUGGCAGCUUCUGAUAAAUUAAAGAAUAUAUUUGGUAUACAUCAAUGAGGGGUACUUAACAAACAACAAAAACAAGGCGUCUUUAGGUCAACAUAGUCUUCAACAA